Messenger RNA from Sipha flava (yellow sugarcane aphid), 1309 nucleotides. RefSeq names its product ADP/ATP translocase 4-like. The coding region runs from base 109 to 1095 and encodes 328 amino acids. Gene Ontology annotation, cellular component: mitochondrial inner membrane. Lineage: Eukaryota; Metazoa; Arthropoda; Insecta; Hemiptera; Aphididae. Gene Ontology annotation, biological process: mitochondrial ADP transmembrane transport; mitochondrial ATP transmembrane transport. Gene Ontology annotation, molecular function: ATP:ADP antiporter activity. The transcript has 6 exons. The record is from RefSeq and is a predicted model, not a curated record.
AGAGCAAUCGGCGACAACACGGUCGCGAACAUAAGGGUUACCGCGGCUACUCUUUGGAAUGAUAACGAUUCGAUAGUGAUAAGACGACACCUGGAUACAGCGGCGGUGAUGAUAAUGAAGAAGGAUAAGGAACGUUCUAAUCUCCAUGAAUUCGGUUUGGACGCAGUGUCCAGUGCUGUUGCCACAGCGAUAGCACGUUCAGUUGUUGCUCCUUUUGAUAGAGUCAAAAUAAUUUCUCAGGUUCAUUAUACAUCAACAGUAAAUGGUAAUAAUAAUUUGCAUUAUCAUCCAGGUAUCUUAACUACAUUAAAUCAAAUAUAUCGCGAGCAAGGUUUACGUGCACUAUGGUUUGGAAAUUUCACCAACAUUUUAAGAUUUGUUCCUUCUCAGGCAGUAAUGUUUGGACUAAACACAUUUUACCUAAAAUUUCUGUUGGGAAAUAUAAAACAUAAAGAUGAUGGUCUGAGUCAUACUGCCUUAAGUUUAAUAUCUGGUGGAUUGUCUGGUGCAACAACCUUAUGCAUGUUUUAUCCACUUCUUUUCUGUCAAACUCAUUUAGCUGCUCAUGUUGGACCUUUAGUAGACCGAGAAUAUACUGGUUUAUUAGACUGCAUACAAAAAACUGUACAUACUAAUGGUGUACGGGCAUUGUAUACAGGAUUUGCAAUUGCAGCUAAUGGUAUGGUCAUAAACAAAGCCAUCUAUUUUGGAGCUUAUUAUAGUUUUAAUAAAACCAUAUUAGAUCACACUAAUAGCCUAGUUUCAAAUGAUCAAAAAGAUGUGAAGUUACCAUUUUGGAUUCGUUUUGCAACGGCACAGGUUGCCACUUAUUUGUCACAACUAUUUAGCUAUCCGUUAGACACAAUAGGCCGAGUGUUAAUUGUACAAACAUCACAAGAAGAGAAAUUGUAUCUAAAUGCCAGAGACUGUUUUACGAAACUUUGGAAUUCCCAAGGUUUAUCAGGUUUAUACCGUGGAAUGUUACCCAAUAUGAUUCGAUCAAGUGGAUCAGCUUUAAUUCUUGUGCUUCACGAUGAAUUUAAAUGGACACUAAGUAAAAUGGGUUUAUUUGGUGGAGACAAACAAGAUGACUAAUAAUUCUUCUAUCUACUAUUUUUCAUUAUACUUAUGUAUAUUUCUAUAAAAUUAAAACAGUUUUAAUGUUUAAUUUUAGUUGACGCCAUGCGAUUCUAGUCAAGUAUUAUCUAACCUUGUUAGUAUCUGCGACCAAUUAUUUGUGAAUAUCAUGUACAAAUAAAAUAUUUGUUAUAGAUAUUAAAUAAUAAUUAUAUUGAUUUUUUACACUGUA